UCCGGAACGGACCUGUCUUGCCGCCGCUCUUUAUCGCGUCUCUCUCUCUCUCUCUCUCUCUCUCUCUCUCUCUCUCUCUCUCUCUCUCGCCUUUUAGUCGUCGGCUACAGCUUGCGAGGUGAAGGUGCGACGGACAGGGCGGGUUUUGGAUGUCUUAUUUCUUCGGGAACUUCGACAAUACGACGCUGGAGUUCGAUCAGUCUAAUGGAGUGUUUAUAUUAACUUUGCGAGACUCUGCCUUCGAUAUUUCGAUCUCCUGAUGUGAUUUAUCUAAGCACAUCUCUUUUUUAAUGAUGAAACGUCUCUUAUAACGAAUUUAAAACGACUUAAACGACUAAAACGACGUAAUUCAAAGCGAAAGGAUGGGAAAAAACUUCGCUAUACGACACUUCGAUGCUCUGAUCUCUCGUCCUGAGGAAUAAAACACGAGAAGAAGAAGAUGAACUGCUUGCGAAUCAUGACAAAUCGAGCGACGACUUUUAUUCUGGUUGUCUUCUCAGUCACCCUCCAGCUCUCCUGUCAGGAGGUUGUCAGCGGUUUGGAGAAUAGUCCCCUGACAGAGGUGAGAGCCAUAGUGGGGGGCAGGGUGCUCCUACCUUGCCAUAUGGACCCUCCGAUCAAAGAUGAUUCAACUCACCUGGUCCUGUUUUACUACAGUAAUGAGGGGACACCAAUAUACAGCCUGGAUUCCAGAGGGAGCACGCUGGAAAACGCAAACCACUGGGCUGACGAGAACAUGUCCAGCAGAGCCUACAUUAAAACUGACCAGGGACAGCGAGGACUCGUCCUGGAAAGCAUCACCAAAGAGGACGAGGGCGAUUACAGGUGCAGAGUGGAUUACCUGGAAAGCCCCACGAGGAAUUUCAGGAUCAAGUUGAUUGUUGUCACACCUCCUGAUAAGGUCGAAAUCACCAGCAACAAAGACGGUAAAAGGAGCCUUAAAGGAACAAUCGGUCCUUACGUAGUCGGUACCAAAAUCGUCUUGACCUGCACAGCAACCGGAGGAUCUCCAAGACCACAGGUGACCUGGUGGGAGGGAUCCCACCUCCUGGACAACACCAGCGAGGUCACGUCAGGUCAGGUCACGAGCAAUGACCUCUACCACCCUCUGCUGACCAGGGACGACUUCAACAAGUCCCUGAGAUGCGUCGCUUCGAACUCGGACUUGACGACACCCCUCUCUGUCUCUGUCGAAAUAGAUAUGCACUACCCUCCCACAAGCGUCAUCUUGGAGGGCGGGGCUUCGAGAAUGACCUUAAAAGAGGGCGUGGCCAGACGGGUCACCUGUCAGGUGAUUGGCUCCCGCCCCGCUGCCAAGGUUACCUGGAAAGGCACUGACGGGAGAAGCCUGCCGGGUCCCCAAGAGACGGUGGUUGAAGACAUCCUACAAGACGGGACCACCAGAUCAAUCCUUACCAUCCUACCUACGCUGGAGGAUGACGGGGGUGUCCUGGAAUGCUCUGGCUCCAAUCCUAGCUUACCCAAGGUUGUGUUAAGGAACACGACUCAUCUCUCUGUGUUGUACAAGCCUCAGAUGACUCUGGGCCCUGAGGAAGGUUCCAGUCUGGGAGAUCUCAGGGAAGGUGGUGACGUCACACUGAAGUGCUCGGUCAGAGCCAAUCCUGAGGUGUUGGACGUCCAGUGGGCUCUCAAUGGCGUCCCCCUGCAGGAAUCCCCAGGGAAGGCCUUCAAGACGACCAGGGACGUCCUGUCUCUUCAGAAUAUCGAGGUCUUCCUCAGGGAACUGGAACCCCCGGCCUCUACCUCUGAACCUCUGUUGUUUGAGGUCAAGUUUCCUCCCAUCUGCGCCCCUGGGCAGCAGAGGGUAUUCGGGGCAGCCAGGCACGAAGAGGUGCUCGUUCGAUGUACGGUCGAGGCGUACCCUGUCCCAACUUCAUUCAGGUGGGCAGUCAACACCUCCACAGGGCAAGUGGACAUCGCCCUCAGCCACUCCGUCAGUAGUGGCACCCAGAGCACCGUCAGGUACACCCCACAGACCCACCUGGAUUUCGGGGAGCUCCUCUGUUGGGCAGAGAACGAGGUCGACCUGCAAGAGACGCCAUGUGUCUUCCAGGUCAUACCUGCUUCCAAACCAGAGUCGGUAUCAGAAUGCCUGGCUGAACGGAACUCAACCAUGCCGGCUUCUGUCGUCCUUGUGACCUGCGCGGUGACUUCAGACAGGGGUCUGAAUCAGACCUUCACCCUGGAGGUGAGGCAGAAGGCCACUGAGGAGGUGCUGGAAAAGUUCAGCCUGGCAACCAAGCCUCAUUUUCUAGUUACAGGGCUGAAGAUAGGCGUGCCCUACCUCCUGACGAUCACCCCAGCCAACAGCAGGGGCUCGGGCCCCCCCUUCACCUUAUCCUACACGCCCCCCUCGGCCUCGGCAGACAAAGUCAUCUUUCCAUACUCUGAAACGACCAUCCUAUCCCUCACGCCCCUUCUGAUCGUGAUUUUGGGCGUCCUCAUCGGGGUAUCUGGGUGUGUAGGAGUGGCUGUGGUCCUCGGCAGGAGGCGGAAACAUCCCUGGAGGGGGAAAGUGGAGGACCAGAUGAGGAUAUCCUACUGCAGCAGGUCCUCCAAGGACGCUAGGGAUCCUGAGGAACUUCCGACGAUUAUGAGACUGACUAAUGAUUACGACGAGGGGGAUGAGGAUGAAGCGCGCAGGCGCGCUGCCAGAGCGACGGCAGCGCGUAGCUCUUUGUACUCCAAUCCGACCGAGUGUCUCAAUAACCAAGAUCGAUCUCUCCCCACGGGAGAAAUUCUCCUGACGAAGGCCCUCCACUGCGAGCGAAGGACGCCCUUAAUGCCCCAAAGGGACAAUCUCCCAAGGACACCGCCAUCUUCACGAGGAAAGGACACCUCGGAGCAGCGUCCGCCAAUCGGUCUAGUCCUCGCUAACGCAAGGGCGACCUCGAAGCUACCUUCCAGGAAGCCCUACUCGAGUCCAGCAGCGGCCGGCCUUCUUAAUCCAGGCGGUCUCCUGGAGGCGGGGGAUUACGUCCCCGGGAUAAUGACUCCGCCAGAUCCAAUUAUCACACAAAGGAUAAUCACAUAAGUGCCAUAGGAUGUCUGUCCCGAGGCAAUUACCGGACAAAGAGUGAUCAUUCGAUAAUUUUGCCAUAGGAGGAUAUCCUUCGAGGUUCGCCUGGGAUUCUGUGGUACGGUCUCUCUCUCUCUCUCUCUCUCUAUCUCGCCGUUAAUUUCAGGACCAGUCUGCAGGUCAAGGUCAAAGAAAGGUCGGUUUAAGCCCUAUGAAGGUUUAAGGAACUGACGAUUUGGUGUUUAACAAGGAUUAUAGAAGCAUGACGAACGACUUGGCAAGCUGAUUUUGGCGCGAAACUUUCGUGCCAAAAUAAUGUAAACAAACCGUUGACGUUUAGUUUUGUGAGCUCAUACUCGAGAGAAAAAUGAGUUUAUCUAUUUAUUUAAACUUAAAUAAACACUGGCAAACUCUUUCUUCGUUGUAGAAUGAGUGGUGAGACAUAGAAAUAAACGAGGAAAAUGUUACAGAAGAAGAUAAACGAGAUACGAGCCUAAAAUAUAUUGUUUUAUUGUGA
This is a messenger RNA of Macrobrachium nipponense, 3557 nucleotides long. Its product is annotated as protein turtle homolog A-like. The coding region runs from base 440 to 3055 and encodes 871 amino acids. NCBI's taxonomy places the organism in Eukaryota, Metazoa, Arthropoda, Malacostraca, Decapoda, Palaemonidae. The record is from RefSeq and is a predicted model, not a curated record. Gene Ontology annotation, molecular function: protein binding. The transcript is spliced from 16 exons.